UGUGUGUGUGUGUGUGUGUGUGUGUGUGUGUGUGUGUGUGUGUGUGUGUGAUGUGUGUGUGUGUGUGUGUGUGUGUGUGAUUUGCUUCACACUGUGCUGAAUCAGGAUGAACAGCAACGCCACCGUCUCCAAGGCGCAGUCCAAGAUGCAGAUGGCAAAGGACAUGAAGGAAGAGGACAAGCUGUACAGGUACAACGGGGUGUUGUACCCGCGCCUCAUGUGCCCCGAGGAAAAUCUCCAGGCUCUGCAGAACAUCGAGGCCAGAGAGGACGACGUCAUGCUGGUGGCUUACCCCAAAUGUGGUUUUAACUGGAUGGUGGGGGUGAUGAGGAAGGUCAUUGCAGAGGCCACGGGCGUGAAAACAGAAUCCAAGAUGCCGCCGCUGAUCGAAUUCAUGGGACCGGAUGGCGUAAAGGUCCUGGAUGAGACGCCCUCUCCGAGGUUACUGGGGACUCACCUGCACCCUGACAACAUCCCCAAAUCCUUCGGUGCAAAGAAAACUAAAAUGCUGGUGAUCUUCAGGAACCCUAAAGACACUCUGGUCUCCUUCUAUCAUUUCACCAACAACAACCCGGUCCUCCCAACCAUGCAGUCCUGGGAAUCCUUCUACUCUACCUUCUUGAGUGGAGACGUUCCCUGGGGGUCGUACUUUGAUCAUGCUUUGGCCUGGGAGAAGAGGAUGGACGACCCCAACGUCAUGAUUGUCACCUAUGAAGAGCUCAAACAGGACCUGAGCGAGGGCGUGCGUCAGAUCUCCACCUUCUUCGGCUUCAGCCUGACGGAGGCUCAGGUGCAGCAGAUCGCAGAGCGGAGCACCUUUACCGCCAUGAAGGAGAACAACUCCCUCGGUACUAUGGGAAACGUCAUCUUCAGAAAAGGCGAGGUCGGGGACUGGAAGAACCACUUCACACCAGAACAGAGCCGAGAGAUGGACGACGCCUUCAACAAACACCUGGCAGGAACCAGGCUGGGAGACAAACUCAACUACCAGCUGUACUGUCAGUAGUAGUUCCCCUCUGUAAAAUCCUUUGACUCUAAUGCCAGGAUCAGACUACACAAAUUCAGCCCAACACGUCGCAGACAGACGCUUCAGCACCACGACGCAGAAUGUCAACCAUGGCCGAAAUUUUUGUCUUUUUCCGCCUAAUGUGACUAUGUUCUACCACAUGUUCCUUGACACUGACCAAUAGGAAGAGAGAGCGCUGUCUGCCUCUCUGGCGCACAUAUGUAAACGUGGCGAAAAAGGAAAGAUGCUACGGCUGCUGUCUGGUGAAGGAAAGAUACACACAGUGUCCGUAUAGGCGUUGUUUUCGCGGCAGGGACCACCCGCUUCCCAGCAUUGCACGCUAGUGGGCUAGCCACUAGCAGUUAUCUGUUGCUCUUCACAUUGACUAAUGACAAAAAAAAUUAAACACUGUCCGCCCUUCUACAACCACGAGGUUGUAGAAGGGCGGACAGUGUUUACUUUUUUGUCGUUGGUUGGCUGCACCUGAUUGGACGAAUGCUACACGUGAGGCUCCCAGAUUUUAAAACAGAUCAUAAUGGCGGCUUGAAAAACUGAACUUGCGCGUGAUCUUCAUGACAGCAUGCGAUAAUCGGUCUGGGGGCCGGUCGGUGUCAUACUUGUGUUGCCACUCUUCUGUCCAAAACACAGCAACAUUUUUGGCAAUAUGUCUGUCUAGUCUGAGAUAGUGACUGUUGGGAAAGACAACAAAAUUGUGUAGUCUGAUCCUGGCAUAACCCCUAUUUUCCACCGGGCAAGUCUGCUCUGCGUUCCAGAGGCGCCACGACCCCCGCGAGCAAUCGCAUCCAUUCAAGUCAAUGCUUGAUAUUCCACCACCGGCGUUAUGGUGCGUCCCAGAAGCGUCAACUUUUCCUGCAACGUUCUAAAACAGUUUUCCUCUUGUCACGUAUCUUUUGGUCUCCACUGGGCUUUAUGAUUUCCAAGAACUUACAAUACAAAAAACAAUUGUCUUAAUGUCAGCAUUUAAAGGUGCCGUAGGUAGGAUUGCGAAGAUCCAGGACUUAGCCAAAAAAUGUGAACAACUUCUCAGUCCCUUCCCCCUUUCCGCUAAAGCCCAAAACAGUCUCCUAAGCCCCUCCCCCCACAAGGGAGAAACCUAUCUGCAGCUGGUGUGCGGGGAAGGAGGAGGAGAGGACGCUAUGAAAUGCGUGUGCGUGAUCAGUGAUUGACACACAGUUAGACACCCCCCCCCCACCCUGGCCCUGAUUGGUGCAUCUAAACAGGGAGCAGUGGAAUUUUGCAAAUCACACUA
Messenger RNA from Sander lucioperca (pikeperch), 2276 nucleotides. Its product is annotated as sulfotransferase 6B1-like. The record is from RefSeq and is a predicted model, not a curated record. Bases 107 to 1006 code for a protein of 299 amino acids. Gene Ontology annotation, cellular component: cytoplasm. Gene Ontology annotation, biological process: sulfation. NCBI's taxonomy places the organism in Eukaryota, Metazoa, Chordata, Actinopteri, Perciformes, Percidae. Gene Ontology annotation, molecular function: sulfotransferase activity. The transcript has 11 exons.